Messenger RNA from Lampris incognitus (smalleye Pacific opah), 15159 nucleotides. It is a transcript of the gene fat1a, whose product is annotated as FAT atypical cadherin 1a. NCBI's taxonomy places the organism in Eukaryota, Metazoa, Chordata, Actinopteri, Lampriformes, Lampridae. Gene Ontology annotation, biological process: homophilic cell-cell adhesion. The transcript is spliced from 30 exons. Gene Ontology annotation, molecular function: calcium ion binding. Gene Ontology annotation, cellular component: cell-cell junction; plasma membrane. The coding region runs from base 146 to 14104 and encodes 4652 amino acids. The record is from RefSeq and is a predicted model, not a curated record.
GAGAACCAAGUGGACGGGGUAGCGGAGAGGGCUCCACGUAUUACCAUGCGGAGAUCUGGAUUCUACGAACUGCACGAGAAACCUCGCGGUCUCCCAGGCUGCUGAGCGCGUGGGCAGGUUGUUCUGCAAAGGUCACGGUACGAAAAUGGGGAAAAACAUGAUUUCACUACUUGUGCUGCUCCUACAGCUCAUCUGUGGAAGCACAAGUAACCAAAGGGUGGCAAGGGCAGCCUCCAUGCAAUUCACAUACUCUGUUUACAAUGCCACUAUCUACGAGAACUCUGCUGCUAAGACUUACCUGGAGAGCCAUGCCAAGAUGGGUAUCUACAUCGCAGACCCAGCCUGGGAGAUACGGUACAAAAUAGUUUCUGGUGACAAUGAGAACCUGUUCAAAGCAGAGGAUUACCUGCUGGGAGAUUUUAGUUUUUUGCGAAUAAGGACCAAAGGAGGCAGUACUGCCAUUCUGAACCGGGAGGUCAAAGACCACUACAUGCUGACUGUCAAAGCGUUGGAAAGAGGCACCAAUUUAGAGGCUCGCACAAGGGUUAAGGUUCAGGUACUGGACACCAAUGAUCUUAGGCCUCUGUUUUCACCAACUUCUUACAGCAUCUCUGUGCCAGAGAACACGGCCAUACGCACAAGUGUGGCCAAGGUCACGGCAACGGAUGCAGACAUCGGUACUAAUGGAGAAUACUACUAUAGUUUCAGAGAGUGGACGGACAUGUUUGCUGUCCAUCCAACAAGUGGAGUUGUGACAUUGACUGGUAAAUUAGACUAUUCUGAGACCAAGCUGUUUGAGUUUGAGAUCCUUGCAGUGGACAGAGGGAUGAAGCUGUAUGGGAGCAGUGGCUUCAGUAGCAUGGCCAAAUUGACCGUUAGGAUAGAACAAGCCAAUGAACAUGCACCUGUAAUCACAGCUGUUACCCUGGCCCCUUCAGACACUGACCAUGACCCCACCUAUGCUAUUGUGACAGUAGAGGACAAUGACCAGGGACCAAAUGGAGAGAUAGCGUCAUUGACUGUUGUGGCAGGUGACCCACUUCAGCAGUUUAAGGCCGUGAGAACCAGUCCUGGCAGCAAGGAGUAUAAAAUCAAAGCCGUCAAGGAUGUAGACUGGGACAGCCAACCUUUUGGAUACAACCUCACUCUACAGGCCAAAGACAAGGGAAACCCCCCUCAGUUUUCUUCUGCUAAAUUGGUACAUGUUACUUCCCCGCAGUUUAAAGUGGGUCCUCCAAAAUUUGAAAAGGCUAUUUACAGGGUCAAUCUCAGUGAAUUUGCCCCUCUUCACACACCUGUUGCUCUGGUGACAGCCCUUCCCAAGUAUCCACAUCUAAAAUAUGCAUUUAGGCAUAAGUCUGAAAAGAGCAAAUUCACCGUUAAUCCAGACACAGGCUUAAUUACCACAACAGGGCCCAUUAAUGCUGAAUAUUCCCCUAGAUAUGAGCUGGAAGUUACCACCAGUGACAAAAAGGCAGCGACUAAAGUGAUCAUAGAUGUGACUGACGUGAACAACAAUGCACCAGAGUUCCAGCAGACAUCUUACAAGGCCACUGUUGAUGAGAAUGUACCUGUUGGGACUAGUGUGCUAGCGGUGAAAGCCACUGAUCUUGACAGAGGUGAGAAUGGCUAUGUGACCUACAGCAUUACGAAUGUCAGCCCACAACCAUUUGUCAUUGACUACUUCUCCGGGGUCAUCAGUACCUCAGAGAGUCUAGAUUAUGAGCUGAUGCCAAGGAUUUAUAAUCUCAGAGUCAGGGCGUCAGACUGGGGAUCGCCUUUUCGCAGGGAAGUGGAGGCAUCUGUCACUGUAACACUAAAUAACUUGAAUGACAAUAAGCCUCUGUUUGAAAAUGUUGACUGCGAAGUCACUGUGCCAAGAGACCACGGCGUGGGAGAGCAGAUAACAACUGUGUCUGCCAUUGAUGCUGAUGAACUGCAGCUUGUACGGUACAGUAUUAAAGCUGGGAAUGACCUUGACCUUUUCGAACUAAACCCAAAUUCAGGCGUGCUCUCACUGAGGCAGUCACUGAGUGAGGGAGAGGCAGCUAAAGUGUCUUUUCAUAGUUUACAAAUCACGGCCAGUGACGGCGAACACGAGACUCAGUCAAUGGUCAUGAAUAUAACUGUCAUCACAGCACGCAAGCCUGUCCAAUUAAAAUGCAUCGACACUGGUGUUGCUACUAUGCUGGCAGAAAAACUGCUUCAAGGCAGCAAGAUUCACACCCAGACAGAGCCAGAUGAUAACUUUAUGGACAUUCACUCUGUCAACCGCUAUACUCCACAGUUUGCUGAGUCUUUCCCAAGUGUCAUUGAGGUUAAAGAGGACCUUCCUGUUGGGGCCCGGAUUGUCCAUUUAAGUGCCACAGACACAGAUAGUGGCUUCAAUGGAAAACUCGUGUAUGUUAUUUCAGGAGGAGACACAGAGAGUCGCUUCAUUGUAGAAAUGGAAAGUGGCUGGCUUUUGGUUUAUGCUCCUCUUGACAGAGAAACAACAGACCACUAUACGCUCAACGUCACAGUCUAUGAUCUCGGUAUCCCACAGAAAUCUUCGUCACGCCUCUUGGAUGUUAAGAUCUUGGAUGCUAAUGAUAACAGCCCCCAAUUUUUGCAAGAUUCAUAUUCAGUUGAAAUAAGCGAGAGUACACCAGUAGGAACAGAAAUCAUUCAGGUGGAUUCGACAGAUAAGGACCAAGGGGAUAAUGGAAUUGUCAAGUACUCGAUUCUAGCCGGCACAGAUCAUUUUGCAAUCAAUGAGGAGACUGGUUUGGUGACUGUGACAAAACCACUGGAUCGUGAGGUCCAACCAGUUUAUAAUUUGAAGAUAGCGGCUCAUGACCAGGCAACCAGUGAGCCGCAGCUAGUAUCCACAGUGGUGCUUAAGAUCAUUUUGGAAGAUGUCAAUGAUAACCCACCUAAAUUUGUUCCUCCCAAUUACCGUGUGAAGGUGAGGGAGGACCUUCCUGUCGGUACUGUGAUUAUGUGGCUGGAGGCUCACGACCCUGAUGUUGGACCGUCCAGUCAGGUACGCUAUAGCCUUAUCGACAACGGAGAUGGGAAUUUUGAGGUAGACAAACUCAGCGGGGCAGUGCGCAUUGUGCAAAAUCUGGAUUAUGAGAAAAAGCAGGUGUACAAUCUCACGGCAAAGGCCAAGGACAAAGGGAAGCCGAUGUCUUUGUCAUCUACCUGUUUCAUUGAAGUGGACGUGGUGGACGUGAACGAGAAUCUCUACAGGCCAUGGUUCCCAUCGUUUGUGGAUAAGGGAUUUAUUAAAGAGGACGCACUUGUCGGGACCUCUGUGAUGAAAGUAACUGCUCAAGACGAAGACAAAGGCAGAGACGGCGAGAUUCAAUACUCCAUACGGGAUGGAUCGGGGCUCGGGAUAUUCACAGUCGAUGAGACCGGCGUCAUUCGAACACAAGAACUCCUGGACCACGAGACCACGCCCCACUACUGGCUGACAGUCUACGCCAUGGAUCGGGGCGUUGUGCCGCUCUCGUCCUUCGUGGAGGUGUACAUCGAGGUGCAGGAUGUCAACGACAACGCGCCGCAAACCUCCGAGCCUGUCUACUACCCCUCGGUGUUGGAGAACUCCCCGAAAGACGUGUCGAUCAUCCAGAUAGAGGCCAUUGACCCGGACGCCAAAGCCAGUGACAAGCUGACCUACAAGAUCACCAGCGGUAACCCCCAGGGUUUCUUCGCCAUCAACGCCAGGACAGGUCUGGUGACGACCACCUCGAGGAGACUGGACCGAGAGCAGCAGGACGAGCACAUUCUUGAGAUAACCAUAACUGACCAUGGCGUACCUGCUAAAUCCACCACUGUCCGCGUCAUCGUCAAAGUCCUGGACGACAACGACAACAGGCCGCUGUUCCUGGAGAAGAUCUACAAGAUCAAGCUCCCUGAGCGGGAGAGGCCAGAGAGGGAGAAGGCCCUGAAGAGAGACCCGGUAUACAGAGUCAUCGCUUCGGACCGUGACGAGGGACCCAACGCGGAGAUCUCCUACAGCAUUGAGGAGGGAGAUGAACACGGCAAGUUCUUCAUUGAACCCAAGACCGGCUUGGUGUCCUCCAAGAAGUUCUCGUCAGCCGGAGAAUACGACAUUCUGACAAUUAAAGCGGUGGAUAACGGGCGUCCUCAGAAGUCCUCCAUUUGCCGUCUGCAUAUCGAGUGGAUUCCCAAACCGGACGUGCCAGCUGACGCCGCUCCGCUGGCCUUCGAGGAGCCCCCCUUCUCGUUUUCUGUAAUGGAAAGCGACCCCGUGGCCCACAUGGUGGGCGUCAUCGCGACCGAAUCCUCCGACGUGCCGGUCUGGUUUGAAAUCACAGGUGGCAAUUAUGACAGCCGCUUCGACGUGGGCAAGGCCAGUGGAACGCUGAUCAUCGCGCGGCCCCUGGACGCCGAGCAAAAAUCAAAUUACAACCUGACGGUGGAAGCCACAGAUGGGACCCGAGCUGUCAGCACCCAGGUGCUGAUCCGUGUCAUUGACACCAACAACCACCGGCCACAGUUCUCUCAGCCAAGGUAUGAGGUCAAUAUCCCCGAGGACACCCCGGCAGACACUGAGGUUCUGCAGAUCAGCGCUAUAGAUGAAGAUGAGAAGAACAAGCUGACCUUUACACUCCUGAGCAGCACUGAUCCAUUCAGUCUGAGGAAGUUCCGCCUGGAUCCAGGAACAGGCGUUCUUUAUACCGCUGAGAAACUAGACCAUGAGACCAUGCGCUGCCACACCCUCACCGUCAUGGUCCGUGACCAGGAUAUUCCAGUCAAGAGGAACCUGGUGCGCGUCAUUGUCAAUGUGGUGGACACCAAUGACAAUGCUCCUUGGUUUAUAGGUUCUCCUUACUUUGCUCGUGUAUUUGAGUCUGCUGCUGCUGGCUCAGCUGUGCUGCAGGUCACAGCCUUGGACAAAGACAAGGGUCAGAAUGCAGAGAUUGUCUACAGUAUUGAAUCAGGAAAUGUUGCAAACUCAUUUGCCAUUGAUCCAGUCCUGGGGACAAUAACAGUAGCCAAGGAACUUGACCGGAGCAGCAAGAACCAGUAUGAACUGACCGUAAAGGCAUCUGAUAAAGGAGUACCUCCAAUGUCAACUAUAGCCCCUGUGCAAAUUGUUGUCACAGUUUCUGAUAACGCUGCUCCUAGAUUUACUCAAAGGGAGUUUUCUGCUGAAGUCAGUGAAUCAGCUCAUCCUGGAAGUUUCGUAAGCUUAGUCACAGCCAUCAGCCAGUCAUCUGUUUUCUAUCAGAUCAAAGGAGGUAACAUCAACAGUGUAUUUGACAUAAACCCAAACUCUGGAGUGGUUGUGACCCAGAAAGGUUUGGACUAUGAGACCACGUCUGAAUACAGGCUUAUCAUACAAGGCACCAACAUGGCUGGGAUGGCCAGUAACACUACCCUGCAGAUUCAUCUAAAGGAUGAGAAUGAUAAUGCACCCAUCUUCAUCCAGAGGGAAUUCACUGGCAUGAUCAGUGAGUCAGCCCCCAUAAACAGUGUCGUUCUGACUCUUGAGAGCUCACCAUUGGUCAUUCAUGCCUCUGAUAGUGAUUGUGAUCGCAAUGCUAUGCUUGUCUAUCAGAUUGUAGAACCUUUUGCUCAUAACUAUUUCGCCAUUGACUCCAGUACAGGAGCUAUUCGAACUACAACAGCUCUAGAUUAUGAACAGAGGAGUGUUUUCCGUUUCACAGUCCAGGUCCAUGAUUUAGGGAUGCCCCGCCUGUUUGCUGAGAUGGCGGCUAAUGUGACGAUUGAAAUCCUUGAUGUAAAUGACUGCCCUCCACAAUUUAGCCAAGAAUUGUAUGAGACAAAUGUCAUAGUGCCAACAUACAAAGGUGUGGAGGUAAUCAAGGUCAAUGCUACCGACUCUGACUCUGGGCCCAACUCCAAACUCCUUUUCUCCAUUUCUGAAGGCAAUAUUGGAGAUAAAUUCAAAAUGGAUCCAAACAAAGGCAUAAUCUCUAUUCAGAAUGUCACACAAUUGAGAAGCAGGUACGAACUGAAAGUUAGGGUUUCAGAUGGCAGAUUUGCUAACACUGCCACAGUAAAAAUAAAUGUCAAGGAGAAUAGGGAGAGCAGGCUGAAAUUCACCAGGGAAACCUACAGGGCCUACGUUCAAGAGAACUCAUCUGAGAAGAAAACUCUAGCUGUCAUUGCUGCUGUUGGAAACCAGGUGAAUGAACCCUUGUUUUAUACCAUUCUAAAUCCUGACAAGAGGUUUGAAAUCAGCCACACCUCUGGAGUUCUCUCAACCACUGGAAUGCCAUUUGAUCGUGAAGCACAGGAAACAUUUGAUAUUGUUGUUGAAGUGACCAGAGAGGACAGAACUGAAGAAGGGGCUCAUGUUCUUGUUACUGUUGUAGUGGAAGAUACAAAUGACAACAAGCCCAUGUUUGUGAAUCUGCCCUAUCAUGCUCUAGUCCAAAUGGAUGCGGAGGAAGGCCAGGUCAUUCGACAGGUCACAGCAGUUGACAAAGACAUAGGUCAGAAUGCAAACAUCUAUUAUCACCUAAAGGAGCACCAGGAGCACUUCCAAAUCAACCCUACUGGAGAAAUCUCUGUCAAAAAGAAGUUUGAGAAAGAGUCGCUUAACACAGACUUUGUCAUCAUUGUUGUGGCCAGAGAUAGUGGAGACCCAGCCCUCUCAACAGAAGUAGAAGUGCCUAUAACUGUUGUUAGCAGAGCCACUCCUGUGUUUGAGAAGCCAUUCUAUAGUAUUGAGAUCCCUGAAAAUAUCCAGUUACAUACACCUGUGGUUCAUGUUCAGGCCAAUGACUCUGAGGGCCCUCGUAUUGUGUACACUAUCUCUGAGGGAGACCCCUUAAAGCAGUUUUCAAUUGAUUUUAACACUGGUGUUAUUCAUGUGAUUCAGCCUCUGGACUUUGAGACACAUCCAGCCUACAAGUUAAGUGUAAGAGCCACGGACUCUCUAACUGGAGCACACUCUAAAGUGUUUGUUGACAUCAUACUUGAAGAUGUAAAUGAUAACCCCCCUGUGUUCCUGUCAAAGUCCUACAAUGCCAGUAUUUCCGAGGCUUCAGUCAUUGGCACAUCAGUUUUGCAAGUUGUUGCCAAAGAUUCCGAUACUGGUAGCAACAAAGAAGUCUUCUAUCAGUUGGUUGAGGACAAGGAAAAAAGUUCUGAUUUCUUCAGUAUUGACCAUGACACAGGAGCUAUCUUCACAACUCAAGCACUUGAUCACGAGGAAACCCAACAACAUAACUUGCGAGUUCGUGUAAUGGAUAGAGGAGUUCCAGCCCUCUCAAGCGAUGUCAUUGUGACUGUAGAUGUCACUGACCUAAAUGACAAUGCACCAGUUUUUACAGAGAAUGUUUACAAAGCUCCAGUCAGUGAGUUAGCGCCACGAGGUUACUUUAUCACACAAGUCCAGGCGUCCGACACCGAUAGUUCAGACUCUGAGAAGUUGGAGUUCUCCAUUGUUUCUGGCAAUGAGGAUCAAAACUUUGCCAUGGACAAAACAACCGGUGCGAUUGUCAUCUCAAACCACCGAAGGUCAAAUAUGUUGCCUUUGUACAACCUUAAUGUGUCUGUGUCAGAUGGUGUAUUCAGAAAUUCAGCCGUUGUCAAAGUGGCAGUCAAUGGUGCCAACUUCCAUAACCCCACCUUCCUCCAUGUAGACUAUGUUGUAGAGCUUGUUGAGAACUCACCCAUUGGUACAUUGGUGGCAGAAGCUAAAGCAACAGAUGAUGAUGAAGGUAUUUAUGGACAGCUGACAUACCAUAUCAUUAAUGACUUUGCAAAAGACAAGUUCUCAAUCAAUGAAAAUGGGGAGAUCUUCACGCUGGAGAGCCUUGAUCGGGAAAAUGCCAUUGAAAAGGUUAUUCCCAUUUCUGUCCUAGCAAAAGAUGGUGGUGGAAAAGUGGGCUUUUGCAUUAUCAAUGUAAUUUUAACAGAUGUCAAUGACAAUGCUCCAAAAUUCAAGGCAGUUGAGUAUAAAGCCACUGUUGCAUCAGAUGUUCCAAGGGGAACCUCUGUGGUCAAAAUUGCUGCUUCGGACAUGGAUGAAGGAAGCAAUGCUGAUAUCACAUAUGCAAUUGAAGCAGAUGUUGACAAUGUAGAGGAGAACUUUGAAAUCCACCCCAACUCUGGAGUCAUUGUCACUAAAGAGAGCCUAAUUGGUCUUGAAAAUGAACUUUAUGCUUUCUAUGUUAGGGCAAAGGAUGCUGGCAAUCCACCCAAGCAAUCUGUUGUCCAGGUUUACAUUAGGAUUGUUGGACCUGAUGUACAACUUCCCAAAUUUGCUGAGCCACAUUACCGAUUCACAGUCCCUGAAGAUUUGCCAAUUGGCACUGAAAUUAUUGUAAUCCAGGCAGAGAGUGUACAGCCAGUUGUUUACACCCUUGUAAAGGGGAACACUCCUGAAAGCAAUGAGGAUGAUGUCUUUGUCGUGGACCAUGACACUGGGGCCUUGAAGCUGGAGAAAAGUCUUGACCACGAGACAACCAAAUGGUACCAGCUCACACUGCUCGCCCAAAGCAAACAUGAAAAUUAUGAAGUAGUGGCAUCUGUGCUUGUAAACAUCCAGGUGAAGGACCUUAAUGACAACAAGCCUGUCUUUGAGUCAGACCCAUAUGAGGCAGUCAUCGUGGAAAACCUUCCAGGUGGUACACCAGUGAUCCAAGUCAAAGCCAUUGACCAAGAUUCUGGCACCAACGGCCAAGUGGUUUACAGCCUUGAUCCAAAGCAGACCUCACAGGAGAUCUCUGAGCUGUUUGCUGUUAAUAGUGAAACUGGAUGGAUGACCACCUUGAAGGAGUUGGACUGUGAGAAGAUGAACAAAUAUACAAUCAGUGUGCUAGCCACAGACAGAGGGGAAAAAGUCCAACAUGUUACUAGCACAAGAGUGGAGGUAACAGUUGCUGAUGUGAAUGACAACCCACCACGCUUCACUGCAGAGAUCUACAAGGGCACAGUUAGUGAGGAUGACCCUCCACCAAGUGGCGUCAUUGCUAUCUUGAGCACCACUGAUGCUGAUUCUGAGGACAUCAAUAAACAAGUCAACUACUUCAUCACAGGAGGAGACCCAUUAGGGCAAUUUGCUAUCGAGCACAUCCAGAAUGAGUGGAAGGUCUCUGUCAGAAAGCCCUUGGACCGUGAGGAGAAGGACAAUUACCUCCUAAACAUCACCGCCACUGAUGGCAUAUUUGCUGCCAAAGCCGUCGUGGAAGUCAAGGUCCUGGAUGCCAAUGACAACAGCCCCGUGUGCGAGAAGUCUCUUUACAGCGAGAGUGUCCCAGAAGACUCCCCCGCAGGCAGGCUCAUCUUACAGGUCUCUGCCACGGAUGCCGAUAUCCGCUCCAAUGCCCAAAUCUCCUAUGAGCUCCAGGGUACUGGAGCAGAGUUGUUCACAAUUGACUCCGACACAGGGGAACUGAAGACCUUGGAGCCACUCGACAGAGAAGAGCAGGACGAGCACCGAUUCAAAGUGCGGGCGCUGGACGGAGGCGGGCGGUAUUGCGAGGCCGACGUCCACAUCGCAGUGGAGGAUGUCAACGACAACGUGCCGCAGUUCACCUCUGAUCCCUACACCGUCACGGUGUUUGAGAACACGGAGAUCGGCACGUUUGUGGCAAAGCUGCUGGCAAAUGAUCUGGACACCGGUUUGAAUAGCGACAUCAUCUACUCAUUGGUUGAAUCCGGCGAAGGCCAUUUCUCCAUAGACGAGCGGACUGGCGUAAUGAGCCUGGAACGCCCCCUGGAUCGUGAGGUGCAGGCAGUGUACGAGCUGAGGGCUAGCGCCACCGACCAGGGCUCUCCACGACGCCUUUCCUCGCUUUGCCAGGUUUCGGUCUCCGUGCUGGAUAUCAACGACAACCCACCGGUGUUUGAGCACCGCGAGUACGUGUCUACUGUUCCUGAGGACAUAGGCGUAGGCACACAAGUGCUGAGAGUGCAGGCAGCCAGCAGAGACAUCGAAGCCAGCGGAGAGAUCUCUUACAGCAUCAUCAGUGGGAACGAGCACGGCAUGUUCAGUGUGGAUCCCCGCACUGGUGAUGUCUUCGUGAUUGAGCCUCUGGACUAUGAGACAUCCCACGAGUACUACCUAACGUUGGAGGCUACAGAUGGUGGCUCACCGCCACUCAGCGACAUGGCCACUGUGAACAUCAACCUCACUGACGUCAACGACAACAGCCCUGUCUUCAGCCAGGAGACCUAUACAGCUGUAGUCAGUGAGGAUGCUGAGCCAGGGAAGACCGUUGUGGCGGUCAUGGCUGAGGAUGCCGAUGGGCCGUCUUACAGCCAUGUGCGAUAUACCAUAUUGGAUGGGAACCAGGGAAGCCCCUUCACCAUUGAUCCAGUCAGAGGAGAGCUCAAAGUGGCACGCCAGCUGGACAGAGAGCGGACGUCAGGCUACACACUGAUGGUGCUCGCUUCAGACAACGGCGUGCCCACGCGUUCCAGCAGCGCCACGGUCAACAUCGACGUGUCGGACGUCAAUGACAACCCGCCCUUAUUCUCUCAGGCCAACUACAGCCUCAUCAUCCAGGAGAAUCGACCAAAGGGCACCAGCAUCCUCCGGCUCACGGUGACUGAUCGGGACGCCACCCACAAUGGGCCACCGUUCACCUUUGCCAUCGUAGAUGGGAACGAGGGCGAUGCUUUCCAGAUCAACCAACAGGGAGCACUCCUGGCAGUGGGGGCACUGAAUAGGAGAAGUCAAGAACACUAUCUGCUGCAAGCACAGGUGUCAGACAGUGGCAAACCACAGCUCCUGUCUACUGCCUUCAUCAGCAUACGCAUUAUCGAGGAGAGUGUCUACCCUCCUGCCAUCCUUCCACUGGACAUCUUCAUUUCCACAGCGGGUGAUGAAUACCCCGGGGGGGUUCUUGGAAAGAUCCAUGCCACGGAUCAAGACAUUUAUGACACCCUGACCUACAGCCUCGCCCCCUCUUCUUCCUCCGCCGAGGGUAGUGACGACUUAUUUACUGUCUCGGCCUCUGACGGCAAAGUCAUAGCCCAAAGGCCGCUCGAUGUGGGCCAUUACCCCCUCAAUGUAACUGUAACUGAUGGCCGCUUCACCACGGCCGCCGACGUCACAGUGCAUGUGCGGCAGGCAACUCUGCAAGCCCUAGACAACACCAUUGCCGUGCGCUUUUCCAACAUUGCACCGGAGGAGUUUAUUGGCGACUACUGGCGCAACUUCCAGCGGGCACUGAGGAACAUUGCCGGGGUGAGGAGGAACGACGUGCAGCUCGUGAGCUUGCAACCAACAGAGCAAGGAGAUCUGGAUGUGCUGCUGGCUCUAGAGAGAUCUGGCAGCCCCUACCAGCCCCAGGAGGUUGUUUUCCGUAAGCUGAACUCCUCUACAGCGGUCAUUGAGGAGAUGACGGGCGUGCGGAUCAUGCGGGUGGUGAAGAAGUUGUGCGCCGGGCUGGACUGCCCCAUGCGUUUCUGCGAUGAGGUUAUCACCCUGGAUAAGACCGCCAUGUCCACUUACAGCACAGCCCGCCUCAGCUUCGUCACACCGCGACACCAGCGAACCGCAACCUGUCAGUGCGAAGGUGGAAAAUGUCCGAUGACAAACAAAUUGUGUGACAACAACCCUUGUCCUGAAGGCAUGGACUGUAUCGCAGACCUGACGGAUGCGGCGUAUAGCUGUGUCUGUCCAGAAGGCAAACAGGGCAAAUGCUUAGAUGGCCACUCGCUGACGUUCGGCGGCAGCGGCUAUGUGAAGUAUCGUCUGAUGGAGAAUGAGAACAAGGAGGAGAUGAAAGUGUCGCUGAGGCUCCGGACCUUCUCGAGCCACGCCACCGUCAUGUACGCCAAAGGAACGGACUACAGUAUUCUCGAGAUUGUGAAUGGCCGUCUACAGUACAAGUUUGACUGUGGCAGCGGCCCUGGCAUCGUGUCGGUCCACAGCACCCAAGUCAACGAUGGGGAGUGGCACACCGUCUCUCUUGAGGUGGACGGCAACUAUGCCAAGCUGGUUCUGGACCGCGUGCACGCUGCCUCGGGUACAGCACCGGGCACGCUGCGCACCCUCAACCUGGACAAUUACAUCUACUUCGGUGGCCAUGUGCGCCAGCAUGCCUCGGCACGCCACGGUCGCAGCCUACCUGUCACAAAUGGGCUCCGUGGCUGCAUUGAGGCCAUCAGCCUCAACAGCCAGGAGCUGCCUCUCAACACAAAGGCUCACCGUUCCCAUGCUGUUUUGGAGGACAUGGUGGGUGUGGCUCCAGGCUGCAUCCUCACCCCUGUUGAGAGUUGUUCUAGCAACCCCUGCACCAACGGAGGCAGCUGUUCCUCCCUGCCGAAUGGAGGCUACUUCUGUAAGUGCACCGCCUCAUUCAUGGGCACCCACUGUGAGAUUGGCAUCAGCCCCUGUGCCUCUAACCCCUGCCUGUACGGCGGUACCUGUUUACCCCGGGGAGAUGAUUUCUAUUGCCAAUGCAGAGGGCAGUACUCAGGACAAAGGUGCCAGCUUGGGCCAUACUGCAGAGACAACCCCUGCAAAAAUAGUGGGAAAUGUAUUGACAGUCUGGACGGUCCAGUUUGUGAGUGUGAGGCUGGUUUCCAGGGAGACAGGUGCCUCAGUGAUGUUGAUGAGUGUGUCAAGAACCCCUGUGCCAAUGGAGGCCAGUGCCAGAACACCUAUGGCUCUUAUAGGUGUAACUGCUCCCUGGGCUUCAGUGGAAAAAUGUGCGAGCUCUAUGCAGAGGUUCACAAUGACUUUAUCUCCACCUCAUGGAACAUCGGCCUUGAGGAGGUGAUCGGUAUUGUGGUCUUUCUAUCCAGCAUCUUUCUGCUGGUCCUCCUCUUCAUCAUCAUUCGCAAGCGGGCAUGUCGCAGUAAGUCAAAGGCCAACAACGAUGACAAACACCCUGGAGGUUCCAACUCACCUCACUCCUUCCUCCAGAGGCCCUACUUCGACGCCAAACUCAGCAAGAACAUCUACUCAGACAUCCCACCACAGGUCCCUGUGCGGCCCAUCUCCUACACUCCCAGCAUUCCCAGCGACUCACGGAACAACUUAGAUCGCAACUCAUUCGAGGGCUCGGCCAUCCCAGAACAUCCCGAGUUCAGCACCUUCAACCCAGACUCUGUACACGGGCACCGGAAGACUGUGGCUGUAUGUAGCGUGGCCCCCAAUCUUCCUCCUCCUCCUCCUUCCAACUCUGUCUCAGAUAGUGACUCCAUCCAGAAGCCCAACUGGGAUUACGAUUAUGAUGCUAAAGUAGUGGACUUGGACCCAUGCUUGAUGAAGAAGCCUAUUGAAGACAGUGCUUGCCACCCCUACAACACCAGAGGUAGCAUGUCUGAGGUCCAGUCCCUCAGCUCCUUCCAGUCAGAGUCCUGUGAUGAUAACGCCUCCAUAGUGACAGUAAUCCACCUUGUCAACUCUGUCGUUGACUCGGUGGAAAAAGAAGAGUCUUUUUUGGCUCAUGAUCUCAAGAACCCAAGAGGAUAUCACUGGGACACAUCUGAUUGGAUGCCAAGUGUUCAACUCCCUGGAAUCCAGGAGUUCCCACAGUAUGAGGUUGUGGAGACCCCCGCCCCGCUGUACAGUGACCCGAGUGCCAUCGACACCGACUAUUAUCCUGGAGGCUUUGACAUAGAGAGCGAUUUCCCGCCACCCCCCGAAGACUUCCCUGCAAACGAGGAUCUGCCACCCCCGCCUCUGCCAGAAUACGGGGACCGCUACGACACCCUGCGGCCACCGGGCAGGGACCUGGGCCCUCCACCGGCCAGCCCGGGGGGAUCGGCAGGAGUCCGCCAACGCCCGGCUCUGCCUCAUCUCUACAACCUUAACCAGUAUCUUCCACAGCACUCCUAUCCGGGCGAGGGGGCCGACCCAGAGGGCCAGGGUACUAGUGCCACAUCCACUACGGCCACCACCACUCCGGCCUCCACCAUGGGCACCAGUGGCUACAGGGGAGGCUACCCUAUUGGCUACGGUCAAGACUUUGACCCCCCUGCUUUGGACAACAUGUCCAUGUCGCUGUACACGUCCACAGCCUCUUGCUCAGACAUGUCGGCGUGCUGCGAGGAGUCGGAGGUGAUGAUUAGCGACUACGAGAGUGGCGACGAGGGUCAGUUUGAGCGGCUGGCUGUACCAGCGCUGGACUCCCAACAGCAUACUGAAGUCUGACACUGGAUCCAAACAAAAGUGCCUGAACCCACACCUUAACCUUACAUUACCCCCCCCCCCCACACACACCAUUCAUCUACAUGGCUUCCCUCCCUCUCUUUCCACAGUGUGUGCGCACACACACACACAAAACUCAAAUCAACAGACUCUCAUAACACACAAUCACACAUAUGCACACACACAAUUGAAUCGUAUCGCAACACAGAGGUUGUUGAGACUGGUCAUGGAUGCCACUCGGCGAGUCUCAGCGAGCCACGAGACUGAACCCCCAUAGUGUUUUUAGUGUCCGCACAUCGGCUCAGUCCAACUCCUGCGCUACCGGGAAAAAAAACCAACAAAGAAAAAAAAAAAACACCCUCUCGGUUGGCUGUGCAAUCGCUUCGAGUAACCGUCGUCGUUCAAAAGAAGUAGCUUGUCUGAAGGAACCUCAUCUGUUCAGCGUACGACAGGAAAACCAUCUACACGAGUAAAAAACAAAAUACACAUUUCAAGGCGAUAUCCGUAUUUCUAUGACUUACAAAAAAAAAAAAACACGAAACGAAAGGUUUUUAUACAAGUGCUCAUUUCCAAUGUAAUUUAAUGUACAGUUUUGAUUUCAAAAUUGACUAGGUUUUGUAGAUAUUUUAUGCUUUUAUUUUCCAAACGAAAACACGAGCUAAAUGGUGUGACAUUAUCAGCCUUACCGAGCUUACAUUCACGAAAAGAAACGUGUAAAAAAAAAAAAAGGAAGUAAAAAGAGAAGAGCGUGGCUUUUCAAAUUAAUAGCGUAUCUGUAGAGUUUGUUGUCUCCCGCUCAUUUUGAAAAGGGUCUUCGAUGAGCGACUGCAUAUUCUUGUGUUGUUGUUUUUUUUUUUUUUAUUUGUUUGUUUGUAAAUUGCGACUUUGGAACCUCUUUAUUUUUCCACCAACAAAAUGGGACCCAAUAUAUUUAUAGUGCAAAGUAAAUCAUGGACACGUGACUUUUUCAAGUGUCUAUGUGUGUGUGAGCAAUGCAACGGUCUUGUUAAGGUUUUUAUUGAAAUACUGCCACAAGCUCACGCUUUACUACUGGCAAU